Molecule: messenger RNA, 384 nt
Organism: Kuraishia capsulata CBS 1993
Lineage: Eukaryota; Fungi; Ascomycota; Pichiomycetes; Pichiales; Pichiaceae
Exons: 2
Coding region: 1-384 (127 amino acids)
Biological process (GO): cytoplasmic translation; ribosomal large subunit biogenesis
Cellular component (GO): ribosome; cytosolic large ribosomal subunit
Molecular function (GO): RNA binding; structural constituent of ribosome
Source: RefSeq, a predicted model, not a curated record
AUGGCCAAGAUCAGCAAAGACGUUUCUUCUUCCAGAAGCAAGAGUAGAAAGGCCUACUUCACCGCUCCAUCUUCCGAGCGCCGUGCCAUCCUCUCUGCUCCAUUGUCCAAGGAGCUGAGAGAGCAAUUCAAGAUCAAGAGCUUGCCUGUCAGAAAGGAAGACAGCGUCUUGGUUGUCAGAGGCUCCAAGAAGGGUCAAGAAGGCAAGAUCUCCUCCGUUUACAGAUUGAAGUACUCCAUCCAAUUGGAGAAGCUGACCAAGGAGAAGUCCAACGGAGCCUCCGUUCCAAUCAACAUCCACCCAUCCAAGGUUGUCAUCACCAAGUUGUACCUGGACAAGGACCGCAAGGCUUUGAUUGCCAGAAAGGGUGGUAAUGCCGAGUAA